Oikopleura dioica is the source of this 1251-nucleotide messenger RNA. NCBI's taxonomy places the organism in Eukaryota, Metazoa, Chordata, Appendicularia, Copelata, Oikopleuridae. The record is from the annotation of a GenBank genome assembly.
AUGCCACCCCAACGACGACACGGUCACCUCCGACAGCAGUAUGAAAACUCGAUGUACAGUCAGUCGAGCAAUCGAAGCAGCAUUUAUGCUCCCUUCAUGCCAGAUGGACCGGCUUAUCAUCAUCAUCAUCAAGAGGCCCAAAUUCCAAAGCCCCAAAUUCCAAAGCGAAAUGUCGGAGGAUUUUCUGACCAAAGAUCCGAAACGUCGAGUGCAUAUAAUGAUUUCAUCGGCCUAACUCCAACUGAAGAGAAGAAAUGCGAUUCCGAAAUUUCAUCCAAGCUUUCCAGUCUAAUUGAAUCCCGUUUCGACGACCAACGCGAUGAAACUAAAGAACUGAUAACGAAAGCAGCUUCUGAAAUCAAGGAAGACGCCAAGGGGAACGCGAGCGAUCUAUCGUCAAAGUUGGACGAUAUGAAUAAAAGAGUGACGAAGUUGGAGGAAAAGUCAAUUACGAGAAAAGACUUGACUGCACUUUUCGAAUCUGGCAAAGCGGCAUUGAUGGUCGAUCUAAAGCAAGAAAUCGACAAGAAGGCGAAAGAAUUGAGCGCCGACUAUACAAUUUCCAGAAACACUGCUUCGCAAGGAGUCCAGUGUUCCAUGUCCCAGGAAAGCAUUUGCUCAACGCCUGAAGUGCCGAAAAAGAAACGGAGGAAGCGAUGCGAUUCGACUCCGCCAGCUAGCCCGAUGCGUCAAUCUCAGGGCAUCACGAAACGGCGGUCGGGAUCGAAGAAGUUCUUGUCUGAAAAGCCUGCAAAGCUUGGUCUUCAAAUGGCCGACGUGAACAAGAAAAGAAAGACUCGACGCUUCAGCGAUCGUCUCGGGGCUGAAGAAGAUGAAUUCUUCCUUUCAUUGCGUCCGACUACACCAGAGAUGCCUAAGAGAGAAAAACGGCCUAGACGGAUUGAUAUAUUAAGAGAAGAAGAUUCGCCGGUUUACCCAAGAACAUGUCCUCCUCGGCCAAGAACGCAGAAAAAACCGGCUCCGUGCCUUCCUGUUCCAAUCUUCAGGGAUGAAACUCUCGAAGUUAUUCCUGAAAAUUACGGAGAUUCAUCUGAAGAUGAUACUUACCGAAGAUCUCAGAUUACGCCCGGAACAAUUCUUCAGAGAAGAAGAAGAAAAAUCAGGACCUCGAAAAGUAUCUUCGAUUUUUCAAAGGGAGAGAGUUCUAGCGACGAAACCACAAUUUCUGUCGACUCUUCCCACGAAAACUACCGAACUUCUGAAUACGGAACACAAGAUGGUUCUUUUUGA